AUGUCUUUGCUGAUAGAUAGCGACAUGGACGAUGAAGCCAUCAAGCUAGCCCAGUUUCUAGUGGAACGCCUAAGAAACGCGCCGCCUGACUCUCGACUCCUAGUCGGGAUCACAGGCAUUGCGGCGUCAGGCAAGUCUACGUUUGCCGCUAGAAUCGUUGAAAGAACUCGGGCCAUCCUGCACGAUCUCCCGGGCGACAACGCGCUCGCCGGGUCCACUGCAGUUCUUGUCGGCUUAGAUGGUUGGCAUCUCACACGUGCCCAGCUCGACCAAAUGCCCGAUCCUAAACUCGCGCACGAGCGACGGGGGAUCCAUUGGACGUUCGACGCCGCUGCCUACGUUUCCUUCAUACAAUCCCUACGUUUACCGAACCCUAGGGAUGCCCUUUCGUUCCCCUCCUUUGAUCACGCAGUAAAGGACCCAAUCCCGGAUUCUCUACGCAUCGAGCCGUCGGACAGGAUUAUCCUGGUAGAAGGGCUGUACACGUUACUGGAUAUCGAGCCCUGGGUGCACGCCAGUAGGCUCCUCGACGAACGCUGGUUAAUUGACGUAGACUCUGAGGAAGCACGGCGGCGUUUAGUGGAAAGACAUGUUGUGAGCGGGGUUGCAAAGAAUCGCGAAGAAGCUGUGUGGCGGGCGGAGAAUAACGACGCACCCAACGGUAGGUUCGUAAUCGCCAAUAGUCUCGAGCCCACAAGAGUCAUACAGAGCAUCAACGAUCCCACUAUCCGGAAGUAA
Pleurotus ostreatus (oyster mushroom) is the source of this 738-nucleotide messenger RNA. RefSeq lists its product as uncharacterized. The record is from RefSeq and is a predicted model, not a curated record. The transcript is spliced from 3 exons. Bases 1 to 738 code for a protein of 245 amino acids. Lineage: Eukaryota; Fungi; Basidiomycota; Agaricomycetes; Agaricales; Pleurotaceae. Gene Ontology annotation, cellular component: cytoplasm.